GUCACCGGCAGCACGCAUUUGACGGCGAGAUGCCGCUAAGCCACGGCUCGUCGGCUUCUCCUUCCUCCGGUCCUCCCUCUCAACAGCCUCACUCGCUGUCCGUGCCACUCAUACGUGCCCAUGGCGGCUCCAGUCAGGGGCCUCGCGCUUCCGCCGCCCCUCGCCUACCCCAGCACGUCCCCGCGGCGCCUUGACCCUUCCACACGGGGACGCAGCAGCAGCAGCCGACGACGCGUCCACGGAGUGCGUGCGGCGGCGGAGGGUGCUUCGCGGGCCACGGAUCCCGUGGAGGUGGUAGGGGUCGGGAGCCGGAAGGACGCCGUCAUCGACUUCUGCCUGGGCUCCCGCACACUGUCCUCCACUCCCAUCCGCUUCUGGACAGUACAUGUGAUGGAUAAUUCUAGAGUACAGCUAAUACAAAAAGGUCAUGGAACUGGUGCAGUGUUCAGAGACCUGGAACCUCCCUUAUUUCUUCAUCCCUGCCCACCUGCAGUUAUUCUUGUUUCAAGUGCAGGUCAGGAUGCUGAUCAUAUUACUGCAAUGGAACUUCUUAGCGCUGUCAAAUCUGCUGGUAAUCUAGCUGCAUCAAUAUUUUUGAAGCCCUUCUGCUUUGAGGGACAAAGACGGCAAUUAGAGGCAGCUGAUUUGAUUGGCAAGCUUCGAACGUGCUCAAACUUUCACAUUGUUGUUGAAGCUGAUUCAUUGCUUGAGACGGAAGUGGAAACUCUUGCUGAAGCUUUGGAAAGUGCCAAUAAUGCUGUCCUGUCAACUAUUAGCAUGAUAUCUAUCAUGAUGUCUGGUUAUAAUAAGAUGUUCUGGAGUUCCCUUAAUGCGCUAAUUAAGGAAGUUGAUCCUGAGGAAGUAGCCAAGCUACUUAGGAGCUAUGGGGAAGCUAGAGUUGGCUUUGGUGCUGGUUAUAAUAUCCAGUCAGCAAUUAAGCAGGCUGUCUUCCACUGUCCAUUUCUUCGUGGUGGCAUAAAGGACCUGAACAAUGUGGUUUUCCUCUCCCUUACAACUGCUUGGGUAUUGUCUGAAAGUGAUAUGAUCUCCAUCCUGCACAUUUUUCGUCGAGUUACCGGAUUCACCAAAGAUAUUAUAUUUUCUAGAAAUUCUGAACCUGAUCUAGAGCCAAAACUGAUAGUAGUUUCUCUUCUAACUAUCCGAAACUACGAGGAUGAAAGUGUUCCCACAGUACAAGAGGACUUUCUUUCAAGUUUGGCCUUGCAUUUUCCUUUUAUGUCCUCUCUUAUGGGAGGAGAUAUACUUGAGCAGAAACAAACUAGGCAAAAACAUUCAUUUGAUCGACUGCCUGACAAUGGAUCUAAUUCUGUAGAGCGAGAAUUCUCACAACUUUCUAACGGUUCUUCUGAUGCUACUGUUACAAAAUUAUCUCCUGAAGAAAUUGAGGGUUUGGAAUCUGAGAGAGAGAGUAAUGACUGGAAUUGGAGAAUAAAACCAGAAUCUCUAGAAGGUCCUCUUCUGGUUGCUGAAGAAAUGGGCAGAGAUGACAACAGAGAGCAUUUAGGUUCACACCAGGAGCAUGGUUUCUUGAGCAACCCCCCUGGUUUUGGCAUUGCACAAUUGUGGGCUAAAGAGCGUACAAUGGCAAGUGGAAGCCGUAAAAAUGAUGAGCUUGAUAUUGUCACUCUUCCUGUUGGUGUAAAACUUAGCGAGUUUCAGUCUGAUCAGUCUCCAAAUACGCACCCUGAAACUCCUGAUGCUGGCACAACUGCAGCUACUGGGCAUGCUACUUUUGCAGUACCAUUUUCUGAUGUUCGUCUGGAAAAAGUCAUGGACAUGUGUAGUUCUGCAGUCACAUUUCUGAGGGGCAAAAUGGAUAGGUCUCGAAAGCGUGGUUCAAACUCAAUAUCCAGCCGGGCUGCAUUGAUGCUCGAUGCAGAAAGAGAACCAGAAAAGACAUGGAGCCCCAUCGUUGAAAUACGGUAUGGAGGGGGAACUUAUAGAGGCAGAUGCCAAGAAGGUGUCCCUGAAGGAAAGGGACGUCUAACCUUCAGUGAUGGGAGCUUUUAUGAUGGACUUUGGAGGUAUGGUAAGAGAUCUGGUUUGGGGACUCUCUUUCACAGUAAUGGUGAUGUAUAUCACGGAACAUGGAGGGAUGACCUUAUUCAUGGAAAGGGCUGGUACUAUUUUCACAGUGGUGACCGCUGGUUUGCAAAUUUUUGGAAAGGGAAGGCUAAUGGCGAGGGUAGAUUUUACUGCAAGGACGGGAGUAUCUUCUUUGGCCAUUUCCAAAAUGGAUGGCGCCAUGGGGAGAGCCUAUUGGUAGAUGCAAAUGGAUCAAGGUGGAUUGAAGUGUGGGAUGAGGGUGUACUAGUUAGGAGAACUAAAAUGGAGAAAUAGGGCUUUGGAUCUAAGUAAAUCUUCAGAUAUUGGCAAAAUUUUGCAUCUCCAGCUAUGCUUGAAAAUCUCAGAUGUUACAAGGCACUCUGGUAUGGAGCCUCUCCACUAAACAGGAAGUGAUUCUAUUUUAAGUCUUGAAAAUCGUAAAUAGGUGCCUCUUGGGAGCACUAAAGUUUUGAUGCCUAAUUUUUCUUUUUUUAAUAAAAAAAGCUGCCAACUGUAGCGAUUUCUGUAUAUACCAAUAGAAGCAUGGGAGCAUGGGAGAAGGCUUUCUUCAUACUGCUGAUGUACCACUAGAAGCUGGGAGCAGCUGCUCAACUGUGCCUGGGCGUGAAGUGUGUCUGGAUAUUUUCUUCUCUGACUAGGGUGGUCUGUACAUGGAUGAACAAUCUCCCAUAGCCUUCCUCUUUAUUUCCAAUUGAGUACUUGAGUUUCCACAAAUGUGGGCCCAAAUUGGGCCCUUUCCUUUUUUUUUUUGGUUUCCAUCAAUGUCAUCUACCCAUUAUGUUUCGAUAAUAUCUUGGUCCAGUAUAAUCAUUUCACCCAGCUCAGUCAAAGGCAGCUCCCAAUAAUUUGAAGAAUCUUGUAGGAAUUAG
This is a messenger RNA of Panicum virgatum (switchgrass), 2957 nucleotides long. RefSeq names its product protein ACCUMULATION AND REPLICATION OF CHLOROPLASTS 3-like. Lineage: Eukaryota; Viridiplantae; Streptophyta; Magnoliopsida; Poales; Poaceae. Gene Ontology annotation, cellular component: chloroplast outer membrane; chloroplast; extrinsic component of plastid membrane. The coding region runs from base 121 to 2361 and encodes 746 amino acids. Gene Ontology annotation, biological process: chloroplast fission. The transcript is spliced from 16 exons. The record is from RefSeq and is a predicted model, not a curated record. Gene Ontology annotation, molecular function: GTPase activity; GTP binding.